Messenger RNA from Cyphellophora attinorum, 1068 nucleotides. RefSeq names its product S-(hydroxymethyl)glutathione dehydrogenase. Bases 1 to 1068 code for a protein of 355 amino acids. The transcript has 5 exons. NCBI's taxonomy places the organism in Eukaryota, Fungi, Ascomycota, Eurotiomycetes, Chaetothyriales, Cyphellophoraceae. Gene Ontology annotation, molecular function: zinc ion binding; oxidoreductase activity. The record is from RefSeq and is a predicted model, not a curated record.
AUGUCGAAGGAUACAAUGCAGGCAGUGGUGUUCAAAGGCAAACUAAAGGUGGCCAUCGAGCAACGCCCAAUCCCGAAGAUCAAGGAGCCUGGAGACAUCAUCGUCAAGGUCCGUUACACCGCAUUAUGCGGCAGCGAGCUGCACGUCUUCCGCGGCCACCAGCCCUCAGCUACCGACUUCAUCAUGGGCCACGAGUUCACUGGCGAGGUAGUUGAGACUGGUUCGGACGUCAAGAAGGUGAAGAAGGGUGACUUGAUCGUCACGCCUUUUACCAUCAGCUGUGGAGAGUGCUUCUACUGUACGAAGGGGUAUUCGUCGCGUUGCUCCAAGUGCCAGCUUUUCGGGACCACCAUUCUUGACGGCGGGCAGGCCGAGUAUGCACGCAUUCCGCUUGCGGAUAGUACUGUGGUAAAGGCGCCGAGUAAUAUUGAGGAAAAUGCGCUGGUUUUGAUGGCUGACAUCUUUCCCACUGGAUAUUUCGCAGCAAAAAACGCCUUCCGCGGGUUCGACAAAGAUGAGAUCGAGAACAGCACUGUGUUGCUCAUUGGCUGUGGUCCAGUCGGGCUUUGCUCUCUGGUCAAUGCUUUGGAUUUCAAGCCGAAGCAUUUGCUGGCCAUUGACGGAGUGGACAGUCGGCUAGAUAUUGCGAAGAAGCUCGGUGCUGAGCCGUGGAACUACCAGAAAGACAUGGAAGGGCUUAAGGCGAGGAUCAAGGAGCUCACAGACGGGCGAGGAGCUGACACGGUCAUUGAGCUGGUCGGCCAUUCUGAUGCUCUGCAACUCGGGUUUGAGAACUUGCGGCCAUGGGGCAACAUCAGCUCGAUAGGUGUGCACAAUGGCGAGAUCCCGUGGACAGGGAAUCAAGCGUACGGCAAGAACCUGCGGAUUCAGAUGGGACGGUGCCCCGUGCGAAGUCUGUUCGAGGAGGCACUCGAAGCCCUUGCCAAACACCAGAGCAAGCUGGGAUUUAUGUUCGAGAACAUUGUGCCGAUGUCAAAGGCCGUGGAAUACUACGACCUGUUCAACCAGAUGAAGGUCCAAAAGGUGGUCUUCGAAGCCGAUAAGUAG